Messenger RNA from Scylla paramamosain (green mud crab), 3228 nucleotides. Its product is annotated as tetraspanin-18-like. Gene Ontology annotation, cellular component: plasma membrane. Bases 450 to 1205 code for a protein of 251 amino acids. The record is from RefSeq and is a predicted model, not a curated record. The transcript is spliced from 7 exons. NCBI's taxonomy places the organism in Eukaryota, Metazoa, Arthropoda, Malacostraca, Decapoda, Portunidae.
GCCAGCGGGGAACCUGCUGUGGAGUCAGUAGUCGCCUGGACGUUGGGGAGGAAAGGUUAGUUGUUCGUGUGCGGGAUCCUUCAGUGACCACGCUGUUUCCUGUCAUUACGAGGCAGCACCAGGAAUCAGUUAUCCGUAUCUCUGUACGAUAGUUCUUCAUGUGCCUUAUAAUGCACACUGCUGCAGGAGACGCCAGGACACGUGACCAACACUAGCUUCCCACCGCAGGACACUAACGGCACGCGGGAACCACCUGCUUCACCGCCUCCCUCACGAGCUGCGGUGGUGGAAACACGAGGAAAAAGCAGUGAACGAGUGUCACUGUGAAAGCCAUAUGCAUUAGUUUGUCAGGCGCCCCCCGUCACCUCGAGGUACUCCGCAAGUGGUGACCCGCAUCGCUGUAACAUCACAGCCCCGCCCGCCGCACUUCGGACAACCCUUAGACAGCCAUGGACGUCAGGUGCCCCAGCUUGUUCGGCAGGGACAAUAAAGUGAUAGGGUGGAUGCGGCAUGUCCUCACCGCGAUCUCCGUCUUCCAGUUCGUGGUGGGGUGCUGCCUGCUGGGGUACAUGGCCUGGGUUCUCGCCACCUCCAUCACCGUAUCCCGCUUCCUCUCCGGUACCCUGAUCUUCACCUACAGCGUGAUCGGCUUGGGCAUCGUCUUCUUCACGACCGGCUUGGUGGGCUGGGUGGCGGGAGCGUCCGAAUCCCUCUGUGGCCUCAGACUGUAUCUGUGCAUUCUACUGCUGGCCGUGGCGACUGAAAUAGGCGGCUUGCUGGCCCUCAACAUUCUGCAGACAAGGCUGGACGACAUUCUGAUCAACGGGUGGGCGGAGGUGAACCAGGGAACACGUAACAUUGUCCAGAAUAAGUUCAACUGUUGUGGUUUCUAUGGCCCUAAAGAGUUUGCUUACACCAACUACCCAAUCAGCAAUUCUUGUUACGACACCAUCCAGGAAGUGACUGCUGAAGCCAGCAUAGCAAGUCAGACACUCAAACAGAGUGGGUGUGGGGCUCCACUAAAGUUCUGGCUGGAUGACAAUAAGGCAGUGUGGUGCUCUGUGCUGGCAGUGUUUGGAGGCCUGCAGCUCAUGAGUAUUGUUCUUUGUAUCCACAUCAUCCACAAACUCAAGGACAAGACAGGUUACAAGAAAACCUCUGAAAAGCGGCGCCUCCACAACGAGAAGGGAGCAUACUCUCUAUGAGCAGUUUAAUACUGUAUGCCUAAUGUGUGUGGGUAGGGAUAGUGAGUCAAUAAAAUGGUCAUCAGAGGUCCAUGGCCUGCACACGAGCCACUUGUACACCUGUCAUUAUUUUUAUUAUUCAGGGCUCAUUUUUCCCCCAAAGAGAUGAAGAUGGAAGUGGUCACAAAGAUGUGGUGUGCCUCAGCAAGCCCAAUCUGUGGUGGUGCAGGCAUGCAAGCUCAUAGUGGCAUACCUUAAGUCCCAUGUCAUGUUUGAAUGCCCUGCUUGUUCAUAAAUCUGUUAAUAAAUAAGAUGUCUAAGGCAGCAUAUGGGUAAACCAUCCACACAAUUCAGUAAAGUGCCCCAGGUCACUGCUUUCUCAUGAUAUCAGAAUGCCUUUGGUACAAAAGUACCCUUAGCUGAUCAAAUUUCUUAGUACUACAACUUUGUUUUCAAAAUUAGCUACAUCUUUCCUUUGUAACUUUUGGUAUUUAUCACUUCCAUGCACCUCUCUCUCUCUCUCUGAAUCAUUCUAGUAGAGUAUGUAUUAGUACAGUAGCCUACUAACACAUGCCAAAGUAUAUAGUAUUGUUCAUGACUUCAGUGUAAGUAUUCAUGUCAUACAGAUCUGGUGCAACAAAGUACAUUCACUUGAUUCAUAAAAAAGCUUUCCUGAAUUUUAAUAUAUUUGAGCUGGUUGUUUUAGUGGUGAACAAGAAUGUCUUACUUUUAGCUUAUUAUCAUGUAUCAUUACAUUAACUUAUAGAGGAUCUGAGAAUACUAUAGGUAUAGUUUCAUACAGUAGCUCAUUACAUUACUGAGGAAAUGAUAUGGUAAUCAGUCCCCGAGUCUUUCUUUAAAUACUCAGAAAGGCCACACUGAUGGUGCCAUAGGUUUGAGAACAUUCUUCUUAUUUUUUAUGCUUAGUCUCUCUUCAUCAAGUCAGUCCAUUUUGAUAGUAAAACUCAGCUAGGAAUAUUGAGCUUGCUGUAUGUAUGUAUGUAUUCUGAGUGCUGUCCUUAGUUUGUAAAAUACACUUCACUACAUCACUGAAAGUUAUCAAUUUUACUUCACUCUAGUUUCUCAGCUCCAUCAGAUAGGUGUGAUUCUUGUUCAGGUACUACCACUACUAUGCUAAAAUGCUGGGUGAUGUUACAGCAAUGUAUGUUUCUUUUGAUUUUCAUUGGCAUGUAUUAUAUGCUGAAUGACUUUACUUGUAAACCAGAUAGCACUGAAGUUAUUUGAUGCAACAACAUCUGUGCUGGGUGUGAACCAGAUUACAUAUUGCUGUAUGUAUUGAAUAUAAUGAAAACUUUCAGCACAACACAAACUAGUUACAUUCUAGUGACCAUUUUAUAAACUUUAGAUAAUGGACAAAAAUUUUGAUUAAAGAAACUUGAAACCACAAUCCUAUAGUACAUGAAUGCACACAAAGGUCAUAACAUAAACAGGUUUAUAAUAUAUUGGUGUACUUACAAAAUUGCCAUCAGAAGUACAAAAUGGUCAGAUGCAAGACUUUAUCCUCAAGAAUAAGAAAAAAUAAACAAUAAAUGAAUAAAAUAUUUAUUAUUUUAAGUGCAGUAAAGCAUGUAUAAAGAGUGCCUUCUACCACAUAAAGCAUAGUAUAUAUAGUGUUUAUUGUUUUGUAAUCACCCAAGUGAUGAGUUGGUUGUAAGCCAAGUUAGCUGUUGUAAAAGAAAAAAAAUCUCUAGUUUUGUAUGAUGAAUACCCUGUUGUAUUGUAGUGUGUGUUAAUGGUGUGUAAUUGUGAUUCACAAAGUAUGUUAAAUAAUUUCAACUGCAAAAGAAGUGAGAUGAAUAAUUUUCUGUAGGAGAAAAGUUUUGUUAAUUUUUUUCUUCUUGAUGUCAUCUUACAAGCUCUGUUGAAACUUACUAGCUUGUUAAAUGUGUAUAUAAAGUGUGAAAUAUGUAUCAUAUGUAAUUUGUUGAUUGUAUGAAAUAUUUUUAUAUAUAGGAUAUGCAUUUACACUUAUUAUAUUUUAUUAAAUAUCUAUUAUUAAUAAACAAAAAUGAUAAGUGUAAAA